GUUCACCACGUUCAGUCGGAGACCGUCGUCCAUCAUGUUCUGUGCUGUGCGUCCGUUGUCGCGUCGUCUAUCGCUUUUCCGCCGCACGAACGCCAUUCGAAAGUUCACCGUUCUGGCCGCCGCGAUGUUACCGCCUCAGUAUUAAAAUAAUCACUCGACGUUGUACCGAUUCUGUGUUCCGUUUCCUCCGCGAUCUGUGCGCGCGCAUCGUCGCGACCUUUGGACAUAAUAUUUCGGUUCGGUGUGCGUCGCGAAACGCUCAGCGUAAGAGUUCGCUCGGUCAGCCGUUACCGUUGUCGAAGAGAACAUGGUUUAAGUCGUCCGAGCCGCGGGAAAUUUGAAAAUACCGAAGAAAAUGCCACCUUCUAGAGAUUCAAUGGCUUACACCAAAGGCUUGCUCAAUGGGCCAGGACAAAACAACUGUUUUCUUAAUAGUGCUGUACAGGUUCUGUGGCACUUGGAUAUAUUCAGACGGAGCUUCAGAGAGUUAUACGGACACGCGUGUAUGGAGGAGUCAUGUAUUUUCUGCGCUCUAAAGGAGCUUUUUACUGCACUUGGUUCCAGUCAAGAAACAGCUCUACCCCCUGAUGCAUUGAGGAAAGCUCUUGCUCAAUCAUUUUAUGAUCAGAGAAGAUUCCAAUUAGGUUACAUGGAUGAUGCUGCAGAAUGUUUUGAAAAUAUAUUACUGCGAAUACACUAUCAUAUAGCUAAUGAAGAAGCUGAAGACAUGUGCAAUGCAAAACAUUGUAUAUCUCAUCAAAAGUUUGCUAUGACCUUAGUUGAGCAAAGUGUAUGUGGUGCUUGUGGAGCUACCUCAGAACCUCUACCUUUCACUCAGAUGGUGCACUAUGUAUCUGCAUCUGCAUUGACUGCUCAAGUUAAACAAUACCCUUCAACUGGGCAAGCUGAUUUAUUUGGACAGUUGUUAAAGAAAGCUGGAGGGAUGGGAGAUAUUAGAGAUUGUCCAAGUGCCUGUGGAGCUAAAAUUCAAAUAAGAAGAACACUUAUGAAUAGACCUGAAAUAGUAUCCGUAGGAAUUGUAUGGGAUUCUGACAGACCUACUUUAGAUCAUAUUAUGGCUCUUUUAAGUACUUUGCGUACUUCAUUACGUCUUUGUGAUGUAUUUCAUGGAUCAUUUGAUUUACCUAAUGGAAGCAUGCCCCUACAACAUCAAUUAGUUGGAGUUGUAACAUAUUACGGAAAACAUUAUUCUACAUUUUUUUAUCAUACAAAACUAAAAAUAUGGAUAUAUUUUGAUGAUGCUAAUGUUCGAGAAAUUGGUCCUAAAUGGGAACAGGUGGUUGAGAAAUGUAAAAGAGGGAGAUACCAACCUCUUCUGUUGUUAUUUGCUUCACCAGAAGGAGAACCUGUUGAUGCUACAACAGCACCAAAAACUAUAACAAAAGCUACCAAGCUUUCAUUUUGUACCAGUUCUGCUCAAAGUUUGAGUCAAAGUCGAAGAUCUCUUACGCCGAAUCCAGAGAAACCUCUAUCGAACCAAGGUCAUCGAAGAGCUAUCACUCCUAAUCCAGAUCCGACAAUAGCAUUAGCCAAACCAGGUUUGAAUUCAUCGAUUAAUGAGUAUCAAAAUUUGGCUCAUUACCAGACAGUAAUAAUGGCUAAGGCAGCAGAAAUGUAUUCAACAGAUGAUUUAAACGAUCAACCCAGUUCACCUAGAUCUGUGACAUCAAAAUGUGAACUUGUUAGAAGAGAUUCGGGAAAUUGGAGUGGUGACAGAAACAGUGCUUCAUCUUCAUCCUCAACUUCCUUAGAAAAUCCUUACCAAUAUUUUGUUGGAAAAAUUCAAAAUAGAAUUGGAAAUGGUUUUAGUGGAGUUCCACGAAGUCCUAAUAAAUCAAAAGAUUAUACGAUGAAUCAAUUUGAUUUGGGAUAUGAUUCUUAUUCAUUAUCUUCAAAUGAUAGUUUGCCUUUACAACAGAAUCUCAAGCAUAAUCUACAGCUUGCACAAAUACCUGAAGGACACCAAACUUCUCAUACAUCUUUGAAAAAUGGAUCAAAAAAUUCUGCAGUUGAUGAAGUAGAAAGACUUUGUGCUGAAGCUGAUCAAUUGUUGGGGAAAUCUGAAGCUAGUGAGGAUUUAGUUUUAGCAUUAUCCUUGUGUAAUUUAGCUGCUGGUAAAGCAAGAGCUGCAAUGGACGCCCCAUAUAGUAAUCCUCAAGUAGCUAGUUUUGCAAGAAUGAAACAUAAUACUUGUGUGAUGAGAGCUCGUAGCUUACAUAAGCGCCUUGAAGAACCUCUUCACUCUGCUAAUAAACAUGGUGAAGGAAGGCACAGCCGAGAAGGAAGUAGUUGCAGUAACAGGGGAUCUCAAGGAUCUCAUAGUAGACAGAAUUCUAAAGAUAAAACAGUUCAACAUUCAAGACAAAAUAGCAAAGAAUUACUUGAUAUGUCAACUCAAUUAACAUCUUUACAAAGUUCACCAGUAGAUAAAUCUGUAAAAAAUAUUGAGAUUUAUGCUACUUUACCAAAAAACAAAAAAGGAUUAUUGUCUCGUUCGUCCAACAAAACAAAACAAGUAAUUGAAGAUGAAGAAUACAUGAUAUCUGAAAGACCUGGAAGAAGUUUACAAACCAAAAGUAAAAGUAACAAAAAAGAAGGUGAAAAAAGAGCAAGAAGUGAGGAACGAGGUACUAAAAAUACAAAGGAAUUUGUGUCAAAUUCACUGUCAAAAGAAACAAAAAAACCUAAAGUUGAAGAAAAAGAAAUCAAACAAGGUAAAAAGCAACAUAAAAUUAGAAGAAAACUACUUAUGGGCGGUUUAAUUAAGAGGAAAAAUAGGAGCAUGCCUGAUCUACGCGAAGAUGAGUUGCAACUAAAAGACCCACCUAAAGAGAAAAUCAUAUCUAAAGAUGACUCCAUGGUGGAUUCUAUAAGUAGUCAAAGCAGUUUAAGUGGAUAUUUGUCUGAAGGUCAUUUAGAAAGUACUGGAAAUCCAAACUUACUGAGGAGUAAACUUAUGAGAAAAAGUUUCUAUACUAAUAAAUUCCUUCAUUUUGCUAAAGUACCACCACCACCACCAAUGCGAACCUCUUCUCAAUUGAGUAAGACAGAAAAUAAUAAACAACAAAACGAAUGGUUAUCUGAGUCUCAAUCUUUACCAUACAUACAUUCAUGUAAGGAAGAUGUAACUUAUGCCAAUGGAGGUAUGUUACUUGACAAAGAUAAUAAAAAUGUUAUGAUAACACAAGCACAAGUACAUCAUAAUCCUGAGCAAAAUGCUGUUGUUAAUAAUGUUGAUGAUCUUGGAUUUCCAUUACCACCCUAUCCGAGUCCAUUAAAUUCUGUGUGCCACUCUAGACAACCUAGUGAAGAAUUUCCUCCACCACCACCACCACCACCACCACCACCAGUAUUAGCUGUUGAUGAGGUUGAUGGAGUUUGUCCCCUCAUGCCUAUGGCACAGGUGAAAAAUGAAGAAGAAUGGGUUAAAGAGUUGCAGUUAAAGCAAUCUGCCUGGAGUGGGAAUGAUAAUGUUGGUCAAGAUCUAGAUUCUAAAUCAAUAGUUAAAGAUUUGAAAAAUAAAUUUGAACAGAAGAGCAUUAUUGAUAAUUUAAUAACCCAUGCAAUCAAUAAUUUGCCAGCUGAUGGUAUUUGUGAAACUGUAGUUGACGAAGAAGAAAAGAAAAUUGAAAAAGAGCUUAAAGGUGCUCUUAGUAAGACUUCAUUUGAUAAUAAUGAUUCAAAAAGAAAGUCUGGGAAAAAGAAGAAUGUCACUUUUUGCGAACAAGUUGUUUUAGUUGCAACAGCAGAAGAAGAUGAAGUAGAUAGCUAUAUACCAAAUCCUAUUUUGGAAAGAGUUCUAAGAUCUGUUCUUCAUAAAGACACUCCUGUUGAACAAAAUAGAGAAGUAACUAAAUCUGUUAUUCCAUUGAAACGAAAUGACUCUGGUCAAUUCAACCGCAGCAAUUUGUCUUUAAAAUCUUAUGAAAAUAAUAUUACUGAAGAAAAAUCUAAUACUGAAGUUAAAGAAGAGUUACCGCCAAAAGCAUAUCGAAUGUCUCCUGUACAACAACCACCACAAACACUUUCGCCUAUAGUGCAACCAAAAUUAAAAGCGCCUCUUCCUGAACAAAUUCAAAAACCUGUUGAAUCAGUUAAAAAUUAUCGAAUGUCACCAAUUCAACAAACAACCCCCCUUAAUCAAUCUCCAUUGACACAACAAAAAUUCAAAUCACCUUCCUCUUCUCAAAUAGCAAAUACAAUGUCAAAUUUAUCAAUUAAUUCAUUGGACAGUAUUCAAUCAGUUCAAAAUCAAUCUCUAACAACACAUAAGUUUUAUUCUAAUGCCCAACAAACUAGUAUCUAUCCCCAACAAUAUCAAAGUCUUUCUCCUAUGGGUCAUCAAAAAUCAUAUUUAAAUAAUGAAUCUCAUUCACUCAGCUAUCAACAAAUGAACGAAAGUAAAUCUAGUUGCUCUCCUGUAAAUUCUAGAUCAAAUCAGUCUUCUUUAGAAAGGAAUCAAACAACCAGACAAGUAAAUGGAGUACCGUCUAAUUGUUAUCCACAACAAUCACCUGUUGAUGGUAGAAGUGGUCAUUUUCGAUACAAUGGUGAUAACCAAACACAACAUAGAUUCCAUGGAAAUCAAAUGUCAAAUUUAGAAACAAAUACACAACAGUAUCAAACUAAUCCUGGAUCUCCUAGAACACUUCAUCCACAAAAAAAUUUACAAUAUAAUGUUUCAAAUAUGGAAGCCAGUGGUCAACAUCAAAAUAAUGAAAAUAGAAGUUAUAACCAUGGACAAACUCCUCAGUAUCAAAGUCAACCACAUGAAAGAUUGAACAAUAACAAUCCCAGUCAUUUGAUUGACAAUCGAACAUGCUAUCCUCAUCAGCCCAGCCCUGUACAAGUACAGCAUAAUAAUAACAAUGUUCAACAUCAAAUGAGCCAUGCAGUUAGUGGUGACAAUAGAUCCACCUACAUUCAAACACAACAAUUUGAUAGAUUGAAUACAACGCAUUUGAAUCAUGAUAAAACUGGAUUUGUUCAACAAGGAUCACCCGUUACUCAACAAUCAGAUCGGCUAAAUAAUGUGUCCCAAUAUAAUAGUAAUUGUGAAAACAAUAAAACUGGUUAUCUUCAACAAGGAUUGUCUCCUAAUCAAGCACAGCAAUUAGAGAGGAUGGCCCAACAUUAUGAAAAUAAAACUGGUGGCUAUAUUCAACAGGGUCUCCCAAUAAAUCAAUCACAGCAGUUUGCAAAUGGGCCUUUAAAUAAUAAUGUAACAGGAGACAACAAAACAAAUAACUUGCCUCAAUCUUCACCAAGUUAUACUCAAAAUGAGUCAAGAACUAGUUUUUCACCUCAGUGUUCGCCAAUACCUCCUGUUAGUCCUCACCAGACAGACAACAGACCCCCUGGUUAUCCUAGGAAUAAUGUGGAUGUGAAAAUGUCUCCAUUAUCACAACACUCACCAGGUAUGCUGCAAAGGCAAAGGAGCAUGGUGAAUGGUUUUCAUUCAAUGCCCUAUACUCGACCAGAUAAUGUUGCACAUUUACCUCCUGCACACCCAAAAAAAGACUUGCAAUCAAAUUUUCCAAGGUCUCAAGGGGAAACACACAGUUCAUCAUCACUGGACCGUAAGCAACUCCAACAACAUUACAGUAACCAACAGGAUGGGAACAACCCAACAUUACCAUCUAAAAAUCGGCCAGUAAAUUCUGUACAGAGAACUAGUACGGUGCGGAGGCCUAUGACUGUGUAUGAACCACAACAAUUACCCCCAUAUCAGCAUCCACCUGCCCCUGUGGCAUUCAAACAACAACAACCAAGACCGAACAGUCAGCCAAGAGCCACUACUCCAAAUGGUACAACAGUUCCUGCCAAUGAUCCGAGUCGGUAUACUGUUUACCAACAACCACCAUCUCCCCGAUUGCAAGACAAAUGCAAUAUGUCCAGGCCUUCUCCGUGCAACCUAUGCCGAAAGAAGGCUGUCAAUCAUCCGUCCAUUUAUUGUUCGGACUGUGAUUUCUACAUGUCAAGGUUCAAGCCUAAGGCUCAAUCGACUACGUGCUAAUACUAAUUGUAGAGCAUCCAAUGCACGUGAUCUCUUCAAUUUUGUAUCUGUGAUAUAUAACAAUAAAUUAGUAAUAACUAAAUUAUUAAGUUUUAAUGUUAUAUUAUGUUAGUUGAACGAUACC
Molecule: messenger RNA, 6161 nt
Organism: Sipha flava (yellow sugarcane aphid)
Lineage: Eukaryota; Metazoa; Arthropoda; Insecta; Hemiptera; Aphididae
Gene: ec
Exons: 13
Coding region: 356-6037 (1893 amino acids)
Biological process (GO): protein deubiquitination
Molecular function (GO): cysteine-type deubiquitinase activity
Source: RefSeq, a predicted model, not a curated record